This is a messenger RNA of Dermochelys coriacea (leatherback sea turtle), 1303 nucleotides long. Its product is annotated as fibroblast growth factor 18-like. The record is from RefSeq and is a predicted model, not a curated record. Gene Ontology annotation, biological process: positive regulation of protein phosphorylation; positive regulation of cell population proliferation; cell differentiation. Gene Ontology annotation, molecular function: type 2 fibroblast growth factor receptor binding; growth factor activity; type 1 fibroblast growth factor receptor binding. The transcript is spliced from 3 exons. NCBI's taxonomy places the organism in Eukaryota, Metazoa, Chordata, Testudines, Dermochelyidae. Bases 115 to 786 code for a protein of 223 amino acids. Gene Ontology annotation, cellular component: cytoplasm.
AGACUGCCUGGGGCGAGGGGACAGAGACCUGUUUGGGGCCUGGGGGGAGGGCUGGGGGGCUGGGCAGGUCCCUGGCUGGGAGGGCCCUCCCGUGGCUCCCUGGGCAGACAGGCUAUGGGCCUGGCCAGCAUCUGCCCUUUGUCUCCUUGUGCUGCGAGGGGCUCGGCAUGCCCCAGCCUCCUCCAGAGGGGCCGGACCCCCAGAGCCGCAGUGGGGAGCCAGGCCUGCCUUUCCCUGCAGGAGUCUCACCAGUCAACGGCCGACUUCCGCCUCUACGUGGAGAGCCGCAUACGGCACCUGGACGAGGUGAGCCGCCAGCACGUCCGCGUCUACCAGCUGUACAGCCGCACCAGCACCGGGCACCUGCAGGUCCUUGGCAAGAGGGUCCGCGCCAACGGCGAGGAUGGCAACAAAUAUGCGCUGCUGGCCAUGGAGAGCGACACCUUUGGGAGCCACGUUCGCAUCAAGGGCAAGGAGACGGGCUACUAUGUCUGCAUGGACAGGAGGGGGAAGGUGCUGGGCAAGCUGGACGGCCGGAGCCGGGGCUGCGUCUUCGUGGAAGAAGUCCUGGAGAACAACUACACGGCCUUCAUGUCGGCCUGGCACCAGAGCUGGUACCUGGGCUUCACCCGCAAGGGGCGGGCGCAGACAGGGCCACGCACCCACCGGACCCAGCGCGAAGGGCACUUCAUGAAGAGGCCCCCCAAGGGCACAGGGGGCGAGGGGCAGAGCCCGUUCCGCUUCACUGCCCUCCCCCAGUGGACUAAGCGGGCCCUGGGGCCCUAGAGCCAGAGGCCCGUGCCCUGGCGGUGCCCCUGAAAGCGGGUGCCCCUGAAGGCGGGUGGGCUAGCAGCCAUGGGGGCGGGCACAGGCGCUGCCCCAUAUUCCCGCUGGCUUGCAGUGGUGCAUGCUGGGACCUGUUGGUCCCAUGGGCUGGACAUGAGAGUGUGUGGCCCAUAGCGCAGGGCAUGGGCUGCUCUGGGCACUGCUGCCCCACAGCCCUGACAAGCGGGUCACCCCACACACUGCACAGGGGGCAGGGCGCUGCCCCACAGCCCUGACAAGUGGGACACCCCACAUGCCGCAGAGGGGGCAGGGCGCUGCCCCACAGCCCUGAGAGGCGGGUCACUCCACACGCCGUGCAGGGGCUGCCCCAGAGAAGGGCUGGUUUCAUGCUGCCAGAGGGGCGGGCACAGGGCACCAGGCUGGUGUUAGGUAUUGUGACAAGACUGGUCAGUGGGGCUAAUGUCAUUAAAUAUUGGGGCAUGGGGCGUCUGCCUCUCUCCCCUUGCGUCUGCUGCAC